AUGGCCGCCGGGGAGCAUCGAUCCGGCGGUUGGGGCAACCUCCGGCGGGUCCGUGGGGCGCUGUUCCCUCGCCAGGCCCACGCGCACCCAUUGGAGGCCGUGGUGGCUCCGCGCAGCCCGAGGAGGCGCGACUGCGCGGGCAGUCGGCACCGGUGGCGGUGCGCUGGCUGCGAGGCUCGAAGACAGGGUGUGCUGGGUGCGAUGCGGCAUAGGAGGACUAAGGGAUACGAGCGCCCUCGCAAAGCGGGAGGACGACGAUGCGGCCACGACGUCCUCUGUCUCCUUGGCCUCUUCCUCAUCGCCUCUCUCGCCGACCGCCGCAUCUUAUUGUGCGCGUCAGCGUGUGGAAGGAGGAGCCGCGGUGCCGUCGCCGUCGUUGGGAGCUCCGUGUACCAGAACGGGCCGUGGAAUGGGCUGCAGUUCAGCGGCAAGCCGGAGAUGGAGCCCAACAACAGCAACUUCCAGUUCGAGUUCGUCGCCGUCGCCAACGCAGUUCCAGUUCGAGUUCGAGUUCGUCGCCAACAGCAACGAACGGGCUGCAGUUCGUCGGCAAUGGCGGCGGCGUCGUGUCGCGGUUCGUGCUGA
Messenger RNA from Miscanthus lutarioriparius, 585 nucleotides. The record is from the annotation of a GenBank genome assembly. Lineage: Eukaryota; Viridiplantae; Streptophyta; Magnoliopsida; Poales; Poaceae.